Drosophila melanogaster (fruit fly) is the source of this 642-nucleotide messenger RNA. RefSeq lists its product as uncharacterized. The transcript has 2 exons. NCBI's taxonomy places the organism in Eukaryota, Metazoa, Arthropoda, Insecta, Diptera, Drosophilidae. Bases 1 to 642 code for a protein of 213 amino acids. The record is from RefSeq and is marked reviewed.
AUGUAUAUCACUGGCGUCCACUUCAUGGGAGCUCUGCUGUCGCUGUGGAGCAUUCUCAGACCCAUCCUGGCUGAGCUCCCUCUGCUCUUUCCCGCAUCAUCUGUUUACCAGAUCACGUCAUCGCUGUCGGUACCUGUGGUCAUUCCGGAUCGCAAACUCUUCUGGGAUUGGGGUCUCCAGAUGAACUACGCCCUGCCGGCUGAACCAUCCUCCUUCUACGCAGCCACCAUUUGGCCAGAUGAGUUUUCUCGGCGCAGAAAGCGUCAAUUGUGGAAUGAGACCGCAAAGUAUCUGCCAGAAGGUGUGUCCACAAUGCAUCCGAGUGACUUUACAGCCGGAGAGCUGUACGAGAGCCUGGAGAAUAUGCUCAUCCAGUAUGGCUUCGAUGAGUCCUGCCUGCUGCGCAGUGUUUGUGAAUUGGCGCGACAUCCUUUCAAGGAUGUGGAAAACAAUAUGCUCACCGCCCUGCUGACUUUUACCCUGACACCCUCUUUGCAUGAGGCUUUCGCACCUGGGGAAAACGUUUACCGGGAAGUUUACGAACAUGCCGAACAACAAGGAUUCCUUGGAAUGGAUUGUGGCCAUCUGUAUUCCAACUGCCCCGUGGACUUUCUCAGUGGCAUCAGCAGCCUGUUAAGCUAG